Molecule: messenger RNA, 2510 nt
Organism: Centruroides sculpturatus (bark scorpion)
Lineage: Eukaryota; Metazoa; Arthropoda; Arachnida; Scorpiones; Buthidae
Product: serine/threonine-protein kinase PLK2-like
Exons: 13
Coding region: 141-1709 (522 amino acids)
Biological process (GO): mitotic cell cycle; regulation of cytokinesis; protein phosphorylation
Cellular component (GO): centrosome; cytoplasm; spindle pole
Molecular function (GO): protein binding; ATP binding; protein serine/threonine kinase activity
Source: RefSeq, a predicted model, not a curated record
GUUUCCCAAGUGCCCGUCGACAUCCGGUAGGAGCUCAGAGCCAGUCAUAUGUUUGUUGUCUUGUUGGAUGCGUGGUUAUGGACCCAAAACCGUGUUGCUGUAUGUAGAAGCGCUUGUUGCUUGUCAUCCAGGUUUUCGAGAUGAAUACCACUAUAGGGAGGUUGGAAAGUAGCGUUAGAAAGUUGGCGUUAAAUAAUAAUAAUAUCGAGUUGCCGGAAUAUAUAGUGGAUCCCGGUUCGAAAACCACAUAUUUGAAAGGAAAGUUCCUGGGAAAGGGUGGUUUUGCUAAGGUCCAUGAACUAACCGAUCUGACUACAAAUAAAGUAUAUGCUGGAAAAAUCAUUCCUAAAAGUCGGCUCACUAAACCUCACCAAAAAGAAAAGAUUCUACGUGAAAUUGAUCUUCAUCGCAAGCUUCUUCACAAAAAUGUCGUCCAAUUUCACCACUUCUUCGAAGAUAAAGAAAAUGUUUACAUAAUUCUCGAGUAUUGUUCGAGGAAGUCUUUAGUCCAUGUUUUAAAAAAUCGAAAGGUGCUGACUGAACCAGAAGUACGUUAUUACAUGCAACAAUUAGCAGAAGGUGUUCAAUAUAUCCAUAGUCAAGGUGUAAUUCAUAGGGAUUUGAAACUUGGAAAUAUGUUUUUAUCAGAAGAUAUGGAAAUGAAAAUUGGAGAUUUUGGAUUGGCUGCAAGAGUGGGAAUAGAUGGAAAUAAUAAAAUAACUGUAUGUGGGACUCCAAAUUAUAUUGCUCCAGAAGUAUUAAAUAUGAAAGGUCAUAGCUUUGAAGCUGAUAUAUGGGCAAUGGGUUGUAUAAUGUAUGCAAUGUUAGUAGGACAUCCACCAUUUGAAACAUCAACUUUAAAUGAAACAUAUUCUCGUAUAACUAGCAACAGAUAUACUAUUCCGUCAACAGUAUCUGACUCAGCUCAAUCACUUAUUAGAGAGAUGCUUCAAAUUGUUCCUUCAGAUCGACUUGGUAUUAAUGAAAUUCUCAGACAUGAAUUUUUCUGUAGUGGCUAUAUGCCUGUAGGAUUGUCUGCAUCCUGCUGUUUAUCAGUUCCAAAAUGUCCAAUGAUACCAAUGGUGACAAGGUCCUCCUUUGUUGAGCCGCAUUUAAUAACUCAGGAAAUGAAAAAAAUGACUAAUUCCAUGUCUACUUUACGUAUCCAUAACUUUCCUAAAUCAGAAUUCACAAAGGAGGAACAACUAGCAAAGAAAGAAAACAUGAAAAAGGAGAAAGAAUCAAGCUUUCCAAGUAACUUGAAACAAAAACUUACAAGUGUUCUUUGUCCUGAUAAAGCUAAGAAGCAUAAAGGCUGUACAACUGCAGCUCUCUAUCAAAUGGUUGCAUCUUGUAUAGAAAGUAUGCCUCAAGUCUGGAAGGGUGGAGAAAUGCAACAUGGCGAAAUAGCUAAGAGAAAGGGUGUUAUUCCUCAAAUAAAACAAUGGGUAAGAACUUCGCGUGUUAUCGUCAUGCAACUCACCAAUGGAACCUUGCAGGUAAAUUUUUCCAAAGAUCAUACCAAAAUUGUUUUAAGUGGAGAGAAAAAUGAUGGACUAGUAACAUAUAUUAACGAAGAUCGCCACUCCAUGACUUUUUCACUAGAAGAUAUAUCUCAUCAUGGGUGUAGUCCGAGCAUAUACGAUCGCAUGCAGUUCGCUCUGUCCAUGCUACAAGAAUUUAAUGAUAUAGAAAACGAAGAUUUCUGACAAGAAAUUGCUUCAUUUUAAAACUGUGAUUUAUAUGCUAAUACUCCAUUACGAGAAACAAUUUACAUUUGUUUGUCGUACUGUACUGUACAUUGUUUUUGUAAUUUAUGUAUUCCAGCGAUAUUUUCGUUCAUUUUGAUUUAAUUGUUACGUAGUAUUUAAUUUUUGCUCGAUUUUUUUUCUGUUAAAUGAAUUUAAUUUCGAUCAUUUAGGAAACAUAUCAUCUGUUCAUAACUAAUUUAAAGACUUCUCCAUGUCGUUGCUCAAAGACAUGAUUGCUAAAUAACAUGGACAUAUUUGUUAAAUGAUCUCAUUAGCGUGCUGUAAAAUUCAGUGCCUGAGUAAUGUUGUAUUGCAUACAUUACUAGCUGUGAUAGUAUUUAUCAUUGACAAAAGUCAAUAUUUGUUAUACUACAUUUUGUAGUCUGGAAGGUAAUUUCCAGACUGUUCUCAAUGUCGUGUUAGUGAAUUGAACACUGUAAAUAUGUAAAUAUGUAAUUGAAAGGAAAAAAAUUUAUAUGAAUAGCCACUCAUUAUUGUACUUUAAUUUAGUGCCAGGAAAAAAAUUACAAAAAAAAAAAAAUAUAUUUGUCUGUUUAAUUUUGUAACAAGAUUAUAAUCCAUUUGGAAAGAAAGUAAUUUGUUGAUGAUUGAAUUUGAAUACUUCGAAGGUGAAGUUAAAGUCAAAUUAUUUCUAAAAUUUUAUUUAAAGGUGACGGGGAUGUUAUUGUAAUUAUUGGCAUUAUCACUGCCGCAUUUUUGUUUUUGAAGAUGUUUUCUUAAAAGUAAAGAAAAUUCUAA